Molecule: messenger RNA, 1059 nt
Organism: Zingiber officinale
Lineage: Eukaryota; Viridiplantae; Streptophyta; Magnoliopsida; Zingiberales; Zingiberaceae
Product: vacuolar protein sorting-associated protein 29
Exons: 4
Coding region: 234-806 (190 amino acids)
Biological process (GO): retrograde transport, endosome to Golgi; intracellular protein transport
Cellular component (GO): retromer complex; endosome
Source: RefSeq, a predicted model, not a curated record
AUUACUACACUGCCCUGCCCUGAGCCCUUCCUCCUCGCCUCGGUCCUCCUCGUGAAACCGAAUCGCCCACUCGUCGCUCCCAAGCCGGAUUUCCCUCUUCAUCAGGCGAUCAGCGGCUACGCAACCGGCGCAGAAGGGAAAGGGUUUCGCGGUGGAAUCCGACGAUCAACAGUAGACUUCCUUCAGGUUUUAGAAUGAUUGAACUUUGAUUUUGUCAUUUGUACCAGAGAAGAAUGGUGCUAGUUCUAGCCAUUGGUGAUCUCCACAUUCCUCACCGGGCUGCAGAUCUGCCCCUGAAAUUUAAGUCCAUGCUCGUGCCUGGGAAAAUUCAACACAUCUUGUGUACUGGAAAUCUGUGUAUCAAGGAAGUUCAUGAGUACUUGAAAAGCCUUUGCCCAGACUUGCAUAUUACUCGAGGUGAGUAUGAUGAAGAUGCUCGUUAUCCAGAAAACAAGACUCUCACUAUAGGUCAAUUUAAGCUUGGGCUUUGCCAUGGUCAUCAGAUUGUCCCAUGGGGUGACUUGGAUUCAUUAGCCAUGCUUCAGCGGCAAUUGGAUGUGGAUAUCCUUGUGACUGGACAUACUCAUCAAUUCAAGGCCUACAAGCAUGAGGGUGGUGUCGUCAUAAAUCCUGGCUCUGCAACUGGUGCAUAUAGCAGCAUUACCUACGAUGUCAACCCGAGUUUUGUACUGAUGGACAUCGAUGGCCUUCGCGUGGUGGUCUAUGUCUAUGAGCUGAUUGAUGGAGAGGUUAAGGUGGACAAAAUCGACUUCAAAAAGACUGCUGCUACCCAAUCUGCUCAUUGAUUUUUCAUGUUAACCUAGAAUAUGGCGUUCUGUAAGGGCUUGCUUGAAUGUGCUGACGUAUCGGUUAUGUGAUUGAACAUGAACUAUGGAUGGUGAACUUUCUCAAUUUGGUUUCAUAAGUUCAUUUUGUAGUCUGAAGGUGUACGAAGCUCCACUUGUCGUUUUAAGGUGUUCCACUUUCUUUUCUUUCAGCAGGGAGCUUGUGGAUACAGAGUUAUUAUAUCAAUAAUUAGAAAGUGAAUGGUUGUUUAAA